Molecule: messenger RNA, 1401 nt
Organism: Effrenium voratum
Lineage: Eukaryota; Dinophyceae; Suessiales; Symbiodiniaceae
Source: the annotation of a GenBank genome assembly
ACCACAGAUCCGGAGGGACCACUUGCAAGCCAUGGUGGGGCUGGAUGAUCGGCGCUCGGAGGGUAGCGACAGUGGCUCCGACGCAAGCGACACAAGCCAGGAUGAGCUGAUCACGGUUCCAGGCUUUGAGGGGACGGGCAUGGAUGGGGCUGCCGGCCAGUCGGCCAUGUCGAUUCCCUCAGCCAGCACCAACUUCGACGUCAGUGGCGCUGGUGUGAAGCCGGCAGUCCCGUUGACCUACAAGGAUAUCAGGCGCUUCCUUCUGCCUGGCGAUAUCGCCAACAUCCUUGGCGGCAAUGUCUGGGGGCAUUGUGGACUGAUCAUCAAGGCUGAUGAGGUCUACCGCUUCCCCGUUCUCUAUGGGAGAGUUCCCAUUCCGCCGAACCAAAAGGACAGGAAAGAGGAACCCCCCAAUCAGAUCAGAGAAAUCGACUACAACGUCGACGUGUUCAUAUUGGAGAUACUACAAAGUGCAUCCAAUAUGCCGGCGAUCAUUCUAUCGCAGAUUGGCGUCAUAGUCCAUCCGGACAACAACGACAUUUGCAUGGUCAAGCGGAUUCGGGGCGGUGUGCUCCUGAGAGAGAGCCACGACGGGAGGCCGUUGAUUUGUCAGCUUCUUCUCUCGCCUUUCAACAGUGAGACGUUGGACAGGUCGCUCCUAAACGCGGCCGUCAGCGAGGUGAUGACCGCGCCGGAGACGCGCUGGAGCAAAAGCACCGCGGUGCGGGCCUUCUUCCGCCGAGCCAGUUUGAAGGCUUCCAGGUACUACAGCCGGGCCCGCCGGCGGAAGCUGGCGGACCACUUGGAGCAGACCUGGCUGCAACGGCCCGUUUGCUCCACCGUGCCCCCACGGGUGUGGCAGAAGUAUCUGCAGAAGCGAAGCCUGCGCCCGCGGCUGCAGCUGCCUGCCAAGAACGAGGAUGGAUCCAAGGUUGCUCGUGGUGAAGGAGCCGGGCAUCACUUGCUGUACUGCGGGCGUAGUGGAACGGUGGAGCAAGAAGCAGAAGACUCCGGCGCGCCCGCCUGCGUGUGGUGCUGUGGCGCUUCCGGGGCCCGUGGCGCCUGCGGGCCGCUGGAAGGUCGGCAAUGCCAGGCGUGUCUUCGUGGUCAAUGGGUCUUUGCCUCUGAUGAUCCAGAGCCGCCAGUGGCCUUUGCCGAGGACGUGCUGCGCAUCGUGCCCGUGAAAGACGACCGGGUGCUCCCGGAGGAGCUGGUCACGAGCCUUUUGGACACAGGCCUCUGGGUGCAGCUGGACAUCAAGGCCGGGAUCCCCCACCAUCGGCGCGAGGUCCUGAGGCCCGCGCGGAGAGGAGAACGCGUGCAUGCCACCAUCUGAGUCGGGGCCCGGAGCCCGGAUCCCGGAUCGACGCACAAGAAGGGGGUCAUGUGGGUUUCGGAAAC